Kluyveromyces marxianus DMKU3-1042 is the source of this 1494-nucleotide messenger RNA. RefSeq names its product type 2C protein phosphatase PTC6 (gene PTC6). NCBI's taxonomy places the organism in Eukaryota, Fungi, Ascomycota, Saccharomycetes, Saccharomycetales, Saccharomycetaceae. The record is from RefSeq and is a predicted model, not a curated record. The transcript has a single exon. Gene Ontology annotation, biological process: protein dephosphorylation. The coding region runs from base 1 to 1494 and encodes 497 amino acids. Gene Ontology annotation, molecular function: protein serine/threonine phosphatase activity.
AUGGGCAAAACUCAGUCGUUUAUUCAUCUUAAGCCGGCUACUAUAAGUUCCGGCAUGGCCACAGGCCGGAAGGCGCUUGCUGCGAAUUUGAAUGGAUCCAAGAGCACAGCAGCCGGUGGGUCGGCUACAGGAGCGUCAAGAGUCGCUAUGACAUCGCAUAUGCUAAGAGUGCACUUAAAUAAGUUUCCUAGUUUAAUUGGGCACGCCACAUCUAGGAUUAAUAGAUUGUACAACGAGGAUACAUACUCGAUCAACAUUCUGAAGCUACCAUCUGCCAGUGCGGAACUGUCGCUGUUGAAUUCCAAGAGAUCAAUUGCCAAUAAGAUGAAGCUUUGGGAAGAGCUUCCGCUUCACCGUAACCUACUGAAUAUAUCUAUAUUUGAUGGACAUGGUGGAGAUCGGGUUUCGAAAAUGCUAGCGUCUGAGUUGCAUGAACAUCUGGUCAAAAUGGUGCCCCUGAAGCAAGAGUUUGAGUCUGUUCUCAAGCAAUACAAAACCCUAGUGGGAGGUAAGUAUUGGACCAAUAUCUACAAGAACCGGAAACAGUACUAUGACAAGUACAUCAAGCAUUGCAAUACCAAAGUUGAGCAAGUGUUACUUACCGAUGGGGUACCGCCCCCAUCGGGAUCUAGGAUGAUUUUUGAUAAGUGGGGGAACAUUAUAGACAAGACGAGCUUGCUAAAUGAACACGAACGUUUAAGGUUGUAUAGCACUUAUUUGAAGUACGAUCUCAACGAAAUUUGCGGGUUUGCCUCAGACUUGGAACAGGAAGCGGCCAUGAAAGAAUACUAUGGAGGUUCCACGGCAUCAAGCAUCUUUUUAACAGCAUACGAUGAACAAGAAUCCAGCGAUGAAUCAUUUUUCGUUGCUCCUCAAGGUUUGUUGAAACUUGCAGUAACACAAAUCGGAGAUACCAAGAUUAUUCUAUGCGAUAAAAACGGAAUCGCUCACUCCUUAUCAAAGGUCCACCACCCCUCGUCGAGCAGAGAAUCAAGAAGACUCGGUGGUCACUUCCAAUCAGAUUCUUUCGGAGACACAAGAUUCUUAAAUAAUUUCGCAAACACUAGGUCCUUUGGAGAUCGCAUAGGUAAAAGGGAUGGGCUCACAUGUGAACCUGACAUUUAUUCUUAUCUCAUAGGACCAACAAGAAUGCUACCGCACGCAGAAAAAUCAAAAUUACAAUUUGGCGGUGACGAAUGCUUUAUUUGUUUGGUCUCAGACGGUGUGACAACUUUGAUGAGUGACCAGGAAAUAUGUGAUCUCGUUACCUCAACUGUAAAUAACAGAGGUCUAAAAACUGCCUCACCACAGUAUUGUGCACAGGAAGUUCUUCAGUAUAUUAUGGCUAUAGGUUCUAAGGAUGCAGAUAACGCAACCUGUAUUGUCCUUCGUCUACCAAACUGGGGUAAUUGGCCUGUCAUUGAUCGUACUGGUGCAAUCAGAGAAGAAAAACUACUAAGCGGGGUAUCCGGAGGUGACAGAUCUACCGCUUGA